AUGGAAAAUUCAAUCGCGAAUAAUAAUAGAUCAGAUACACAAUAUUACAACAAUUCUACAACGCAAAAUAAAUUACAAAAGCAAGUCGAGAAUUCAUCAUAUGAAAGUACAAUAACAUUUGAUGAUUCACAAGAAAAAUCAAUCGCGUCAUACUCUGAUAAGCGUCAAACAAGAAAACAAGUAUACAUCUCUGGCUUAACCUUAUUCAUCGUAGCGAACAAUUUAUGCGCUGUUUCAAAAAAUAUUUGGAUAUAUCGUAGCACGUGCGCUUCAAGCUUGUGGUGUGGCCGUAGUCAUAUGUAUCGGUGGUGGUAUUUUCCGAUAUCUUCUCUGAUCAUGAUCAAGCGUAUGGUACCUUCUUCUUUGGAAGAGAGGCAGAGGGCUUAUUGGACCAUCUCACCCUCAAUGAGAACUGUAUCAAUGAAAACAGAAUCUAUAAUAACCACGAUAAAAAUCAAUAAAUUUAAUCCAAUCGAACCUUUAACACUUUUAACUUAUCCUAAUGUUGCUUUAUUAGUUUUCAACAAAGUUAUAAUGACGAUAACUCUUUACAUUCAAAAUUUAUUAAUUGGAGAUUUAUUAUCAGCAGCUUAUGGAUUGACUUCCUCGUCCUUUACCUUGUACCUGGGUCAGGAUAUAUAA
This is a messenger RNA of Funneliformis mosseae, 642 nucleotides long. The record is from the annotation of a GenBank genome assembly. NCBI's taxonomy places the organism in Eukaryota, Fungi, Glomeromycota, Glomeromycetes, Glomerales, Glomeraceae.